GCAGCCCAGCCGCAGGGAAACUUGUUGCGGGCUCUUUCGAAGGCGCCAUGGUGCCAAUGUCCCGCAAAGAGCGGCUGCGGCAACGACGGGCCAGGCAGGCGGAGGAAGAUCCGGCCGCGAAAAAACGGCCCAAAAAGCGCACUGCGACGACGGCGCCCGACCCGUUUCCUGCGGAGCCUGCGGAGCCUGCGGAGCCUGCGGAGCCUGCGGAGCCUGCGGAGGGCCCCAAUGAAGCCGAUGAAAUGUCGGCCUCCGCCUUUUUGGCCGCGGUGAAGGGCCGGCUCAUGGAGUGGGGCAAGGUGGAGCAAUAUCAUCGUUUCGUGGUGGCGCUCUCGGGCACUGUGGAUGUGAAGUUGGCCGUGAAGAUCUUGCGCGGCCACGAGGAUCUGCUGCAGAUAUUCCAGCGGAAGUUCGCGCCGCAGGCAGAUUUGCGGAGCACCAAGAGGGAGAUCAAGGAGCAAGAGGAGCAAGAGGAGCAGCAGGCGGCACGGGCACGGCGGCGUGUUGCGCCCGUUGCGCCCCGGCCUCCGCCCUUUCCACCCCCACGAGCGGAGAUGGCGCAGCCGGUGGGGGCAGGCGAGGAAGAAGAUCUGCCGAGACCGCCAGCCUUUCCUCCAGGGCACGAAAGCGAGGAGGAUGGUCUGGAUUCAUCUUCACUGGCUGCAGCGAUCGAAGGAGGGCCCCAGGAAUGUGUGAGACAACUGGUGCAGCUUCUGUUCGAUCGCGGCGCCGAGUCGGACACGGAGCGUGUCGCUGUGUCACGCUAUGCGCUGAAAGUGGUGUCCAAGCCUCGGUUCCCUCGAGAGUUGUACAUCUUGCGGGGGGCUCCGGGCAUCGGAAAGAGCGACUUUGCGCAGGAGCGCCUGGCCGAGCUGCGCCGGUUGGAACCCAGCGAGGAGUCGGCGGCACGGCUGAGCCACAUCUGCGCGGCGUCGGAUUUCCUGAGCGCCGACUAUCAAGGCGAGGAGUACCAGUUCGAGAAGGCCAUGAAGAACAACGAGAUGAGAGCCUUACUCUCCAUGGAAGCUGGGAUCCAUCCGGUGUUCAUCGACUGCCCCAAUCUUCGGCUCUGGGACGCUGGGUGCUUCGUUCGUAGCGCUGGCAAGUUGCCAAGUAGAACAGAGAAAUGAAGCCGUAUGUUCUACUGGCCGAGCGUUUGGGCUACGUGAUCCAUGUCAUUGAACCCUGGGAGAUCUGCGCAAAGCACGACGAUCUCCCCUUUCUCUGCUCCCUGCACGACGACGACGAGCAGCGCGCGCCGGCCACACUGCUGCAGGCUAUGCUGCGGCGCUUUCAGCCGCUGCCAGCGGCAGCGGAACCCACGGAGGCCAUCCGUCGAGCUAGCAGCAGUGGAGCGAGACAUUUCUUGCGAUAAACAAA
This is a messenger RNA of Cladocopium goreaui, 1380 nucleotides long. The record is from the annotation of a GenBank genome assembly. Lineage: Eukaryota; Dinophyceae; Suessiales; Symbiodiniaceae.